AGACACCGCCAAGCUGCCAUGCCAAGCCAACGAGCCUUUCCAUCCACCAACUCACUCUGCAUCUUUCUUCUUCUCUCCUCCUACAUGCAUGCACACACCUCCGAUUCCUACCCCCAUCGCCUCAUGCUCCAAUCCCCUCUCUCUCUUCUGUUUCUCCACAGACAUUCGUAUGCUAUAAAUGCAUCGUAUCAUGCCAUAUUCAUGAGAGACUUUAGGCGCGUGUUUGAGCUUCUCGCCAGGGAAGAGAGCCGGCUAAAUUUGGCAAUGAAUUAACCAGCAGCCAGCCAUUACUGAGUGCAGUUAUUCCUUCAGUUGACCGUUUCCAUUUUGCGAGGAGAUAGAGAGAAGAGCAGACAAGCCCAGCGUGCCGGUUCUUGGCAUUUGGGAGUCGAUUAUUGAUCCUGGUUGGCUGCAUCGCGGCGAGGUGGCUCGGAUUAAUGGCUUCCAUUUGAUCGAGAUAGUCAUGAGGGAUUGAUCUAUGCGUUGCGUUUGCGCCGGCGGAGCUCGCGAAGGAGGAGUGGUUGGUUGGUUCUUGCAAUGAGCGACGUCUCCGGCAGCUUCGUGGUGGCCGUGGCCGUGGCCGCCAUGUCGCUGGCCGUGGCGGCGGCUGCGUCGGCGGCGGCGCAUGACUACGGGGAGGCGCUGCACAAGAGCCUGCUCUACUUCGAGGCGCAGCGGUCGGGGCGGCUGCCGUACAACCAGCGCGUGCGGUGGCGCGGCCACUCGGGCCUCACCGACGGCCUUGAGCAGGGCGUGGACCUGGUGGGCGGGUACUACGACGCCGGCGACCACGUCAAGUUCGGCCUCCCAAUGGCGUUCACCGUUACCAUGCUGUCGUGGGGCGUCAUCGAGUACGGCGGCGGCGUCGCGGCAACUGGGGAGCUCGCGCACGCGCUGCAGGCCAUCAAGUGGGGCACCGACUACUUCAUCAAGGCGCACACGAGCCCGAACGAGCUCUGGACGCAGGUCGGCGACGGCGACUCGGACCACUACUGCUGGCAGCGGCCGGAGGACAUGACCACGUCGCGGCGCGCGUACAAGGUGGACGCCGAGAACCCGGGGUCGGAGGUCGCCGCCGAGACCGCCGCGGCCAUGGCGGCCGCCUCCGUCGUGUUCCGGCGCGCCGGCGACGCGCACUACGCGCACCUGCUCCUCCACCACGCGCAGCAGCUGUUCGAGUUCGCGGACACGUACCGGGGCCGCUACGACGCGAGCGUGGAGUCGGUGAGGAGCUACUACCCGUCAUCGAGCGGGUACCAGGACGAGCUCCUGUGGGCGGCGCUCUGGCUGCACCGCGCCACCGGCCGCCGCGACUACCUCGACUACGCGCUCGCCAACGCCGAUGCCUUCGGCGGCACCGGAUGGGCCGUCUCCGAGUUCAGCUGGGACAUCAAGUACUCCGGACUCCAGGUCCUCGCAUCCGAGCUUCUGGUUGAGGAGAAGCAGCAGCUACUGCGUCUGAGCGACGAGCAGCGCGCGGUGGUGGAGCAGUUGCGGUCCAAUGCGGAGUACUACGUGUGCUCGUGCAUGAACCGGAACCCCGGCGGCGCCGAGCACAACGCCGGCCGCACCCCGGCGGGGCUGCUCUUCAUCCGCCCCUGGAAUAACCUCCAGUACGUCUCCAGCGCCGCCUUCCUCCUCACUGUCUACUCCGACGUGCUCGCCGCCCUGGGUCAGCCCCUCCGCUGCGGCGGCAUCGACGCCGGCGGCGAGGGCGGCUUCGCGGACGCCGGCGACGUGCUGGCGUUCGCCAAGUCCCAGGCCGACUACAUCCUGGGCACCAAUCCGAUGCGGACCAGCUACCUCGUCGGCUACGGCGCGGCAUACCCGCGGCAGGUCCACCACCGUGCGGCGUCGAGCGCGUCGUACCGGCACAACCGGGACUUCAUCGGGUGCCUGCAGGGGUUCGACUCGUGGUACAGCGCGCGACGGGAGAACCCGCACGACCUCGUCGGCGCCGUCGUGGGGGGCCCCAACGCCGAGGACGUCUUCAACGACCACCGCGGCGCGUACAUGCAGACGGAGGCCUGUACGUACAACACCGCGCCCAUGGUCGGGGUCUUCUCCAAGUUCAUGCAGCUCGAGGGGCAGCAGCCACGGCGGCCGUCGUCGUCGGCGACUUUGGCGCCAGAGGCGGAUCUUUGAUAGACGAAUUCAUUCCUUAAAAAAAACCUUCGAUGAGACGGUGGAAAAAUAAACAUUGAUGAAAGAAAAUAGAAAAAAAAAUGAUCCUGGAGUGUUGAUUAGGAUGGAUGUAUGUAUACAUGAUUCUUUUUGUUGAUUCA
This is a messenger RNA of Phragmites australis (common reed), 2285 nucleotides long. Its product is annotated as endoglucanase 5-like. The record is from RefSeq and is a predicted model, not a curated record. The transcript has 2 exons. Gene Ontology annotation, biological process: carbohydrate metabolic process. The coding region runs from base 538 to 2145 and encodes 535 amino acids. Gene Ontology annotation, molecular function: hydrolase activity, hydrolyzing O-glycosyl compounds. NCBI's taxonomy places the organism in Eukaryota, Viridiplantae, Streptophyta, Magnoliopsida, Poales, Poaceae.